AUGCCUUUUUCCGAUGCCAGUCUAACAAUGUCUGACUUCGACCCUGAACACGAAGCACUGGCCUCCACUCGAGAAAUUGGCAGUCCUCGACUUCCUAAUAUGCAUGAUAUGCACGACGACGACGAACCCGAUUUCGCUAUCAAUACUUCCACCCUCGACCGUGCCUUCCCCGAAUUUUCUCAGUUACAUAGCUCCGAAGAAGAGCUUGAGGCAGAUCUAAUGUCCGACAAUAACAGUGAACCCUCAAUGGAACUAGGUCGCGCCGCAGGCAAGUCCGCGCGUCGCCUGGACGACUCCCGAAGCUCCAUCAUGAGCUUCCAAAACAGCGUGCGAUCCUCGUCCCCAGCUGUGCGCGUGGAAUACCCCACCCCCCAGAAGAGUGCUCCAGCCCGCUCGACCACAAAACGCGCUGCCAGCGAGAAUCUGCGAAAGGACGCCCAAUUGCGACGGGCCAACCAGGCACAGAAGGAACAUAUGAUGAUGACCUCACAAAGCUCCAAGAACCAGCGCGAGCAACGCCGUACUCUCUCAGAUAUGCACGAAAAAGUGCGAGAGAACUACGAAGGCUCAUUUUUGGGUGAUGAACGCCCCGCGCCAUACGAGGCCAAGUCCCGAUCCACGCGUUUUGCCCACCCCAACAACUCCCAAGAGAUUGCGGAUGCAAUUGAGCGCGUCUCUAGAGAAGCCUACGCGAAAGAAAUUCGCAAGGCCAAUUCAACAGCAUCUCCACGCCGCCCAGCCGCAAAUAAUACACACACUCAUGAGAUGGGUGAUACCAUGACUCGCAACUCCUUCCUUCUUCCCGACCUCCCCAACAUCUCUGAAUUGAUUUCUGGCGUAUACGAGGAUGGAACUCCUGUCUUCUCCCACAAGCGUUCUACUCGAUUUGUAUCUCCCCCUCAUGACGCGAUGGAGGUGUCUAUGACCCGUGAGCACCUGCCUCUCGAUGCUGUUCCAAUCCCCGAGGAUGAAAAAGCUUUGUUUGUCUCUCUCCGACUUCUACAGGACAAGGUGUCCGAGCUCGAGAUGUAUAAGUCAGAUGCGGAGAAGAGACUCGAAAAUUACCGUGAAGAGAAUGCUGUCCUUAAGGCAAGUAAAUCUCGAAGCCACGACAAAUAUGCUAUGGAUGAGGGUGAGAGCAGGAAGAUGUCUAAGCGAGCCGCCGCCGAGGUGCAAAAACUUCAAGCAGAGAGCAUUGCUCUUCAAAACCAGCUCGACAUCGCCGACCGGAAGGCUCAGGUCCAGGAAGCCGCUGUGCGACGUCUGAACCAGGAAAGAGAAUCCGCCAUUUCUCAGUUGGGCGUGGCUUAUCUCGAAUCACGCGAACUCAAGGUCGAGAAUGAGGAGUUGAGACGGGAAAACGCAGACCUGAAAUCCCAGCUGAGCCAAUGCUCCAACAGAAAGACUCGUGAAAAGGAGACUGUCGAAUCUGAGACUAGCCUCACUGGGUCGGAUCUCGAUGACAGUCAGAUAUACACAGAGCGCAGUGCCGACAUGAGCCGCAGUACCAGGGACGUAACCUCGAAGAGUGCCCGCUCCGCUACCAAGCCCAGACGCCAGGAUGAAUCUCGGACCAAGAUCUCAACCCAGGUGGACAAGGAGAUUUUGCGACUGGAGAAGGAACGGGCAGAAGAAGCACUAUUCUCGAUCGAGAUGCCUGCCACGAAGCGUUCGUCCAAGUCAUCAAAGGAGUCAAGGAGUGUUCGAAAGCAGCCCAACACUAGCAAGCAGCGAGUCAAGCGGGUUGUUGUCGAAGAUGUGAGCGAGCCAGUGGAGGCGACUGAGCAGAGCAAGAGUUCCUCCCAGGUGGAUGAGCUUACCCUGCUGAGCAUUAUUGAUGAAAAUGAGAUUGCACGUCUUCGCAAGACACUGGAAGAGGAAAGAUUAUCACGCAAACAGCGCCGUUCUAGUGCUACAAAGGAACCAACUACUACCGCCACUACCACCACCGAUGCCAUCAACACUACCCGCCAGGGUAUUCUCAAGACACCACUUCCGCGCAAAUCGUCUCUGCGUGAGCCCAAGAUCCAGAUCCCUCGACCUGCAUCGGCCACCGGUGAUAUCACCUCUCGAUCAGUAGCAACAACUGAGGGUGAAAACAGCUUGGUGGUUCCUAUUGUCGAGCGUCCUAGACGCCAUUCCGAUCAUUCAGUGGCUUCAGUCGCCUCUCAGCGCAAGAAGCGCAAGAACAUCGAAGACAUGACAUCCGCUUUGAUUCUCCCUGAUAUUACCCUGAGCCGUGUAGAGCUGGCUGCCAGUAACCCGACUCGCCUCCCAGAGGCUGACCAACGAGCCUUGGACAACCUUGCCCAACACGAAGGCAAGAACUGCAUGAUUUGCAAGAACGUGCUCCCCAACGACACCUGCAACCACGAACCCGUUAAAGUUCCCAAGCCUGUUCCAGUUUCGGAGCGCAUGCCCAAGCCAGCGCCCUACACCGAGGAACCGACUAUGCGUCCUUCUCAGCCUCCUGCUGUAGCGCUCGCUACUGUGCUCAAGACCCUCGAGGAUGAGUUGGCUCAUUUGAAGAUGCAGCUUGCUACCUACCAAAGCGCAUACAACAAGCUGGAUGCAUCGCUUGGCAAGCGACAGCGCAAGGCAUUGUUGGAGAAAAUUGAGACUGUUUUGAGAGACAUUGAUAUGAAAUCUGACCAGAUCUAUGCGCUCUAUGAUGUUCUCGAGGGCCAGAAAGGCCGCCGAGAGAUGACAGAACAAGAGAUGGAGAUGACAUUGGAGUCUAUUGGCCUUGAUGCCACUAUUCCAGACGUGACUGGAACGACAAAUAAGUCGUCACAUCUGGCCGAGUCUGACGACGAGGAUGAAUUGCCCUGGGAGGGCAUUGAGAGCACUGCAGAGUUGACUGGACGUUCUUAA
Molecule: messenger RNA, 2874 nt
Organism: Penicillium malachiteum
Lineage: Eukaryota; Fungi; Ascomycota; Eurotiomycetes; Eurotiales; Aspergillaceae
Exons: 3
Coding region: 1-2874 (957 amino acids)
Molecular function (GO): microtubule binding
Source: RefSeq, a predicted model, not a curated record